This is a messenger RNA of Drosophila sulfurigaster albostrigata, 459 nucleotides long. RefSeq lists its product as uncharacterized. The transcript is spliced from 2 exons. Lineage: Eukaryota; Metazoa; Arthropoda; Insecta; Diptera; Drosophilidae. The coding region runs from base 41 to 361 and encodes 106 amino acids. The record is from RefSeq and is a predicted model, not a curated record.
UAUCAGUUGUUACUUUUAUUGUGAAAUUUGUGCGGGAAAGAUGCCAAAAGAAGCUUAUAAACAAAAGUUCCGUGAUUCAUGGCUAAAUCAGCCGGAUCUGGUGCAGUGGAUGUGUCGUGACCAAAAAGCUAAUUUAGUAAAAACCAAAUUGCGCAACCGACUGCAAAUAGCAACUUUAAAUGCGAUUUUAUCGAUCAGGUUUGGGCUACGCCGGAAAGGCGUAUGUUGCCAUGAAUAUGAAAUUCCUGAGAAAUAUUUAAAAAUGAUUGGAAGCAACCAAUCUACAAAAAAUCAAAGUUUAGAAGUUUGCAAUGAUGACAUUGACGAUGUUCUAAACGAGUUGGCAAGCAAUAAAGAGUGAUAUUACAUAAAAUGUAUGGAAAAAAUAUUUUGUCUUGUUUUUUGUCCUUUUUUUUAAAUUUUUGUCCUUUUCUAUCCUUUUUUUAUAAUCAAUCUAGC